Messenger RNA from Seminavis robusta, 2488 nucleotides. NCBI's taxonomy places the organism in Eukaryota, Bacillariophyta, Bacillariophyceae, Naviculales, Naviculaceae. The record is from the annotation of a GenBank genome assembly.
AUUCGAUGGUGUUGAGCUUCUUGGAGAGAAUCUCGCCGCAACUUCUAACGCCAUAGCGAUAAGAUCAGGAUGGACAUUGUCACCGAAACCAUGCUGCCCACCACCAAUGUUGGGAAAGACCUGGAACAGGCCAUGGAGCUGGCUAAGGAGCAAGCAAGAGCCAUGGAAAUAGCGCAGCCAAAAGACCGAGCAAGUUUCCCACAAGAAAAUUCUGCCUUUCCCAAGAGCCCAACUUCUGAAGGCAACGCCCUUUCCAAGGAGAUCCAGAUCCAACAGGGAGCAACGCUACCUUCAGGGAAAGACGCUUCAGUCAUGACAAACGAAACAACUGCGGGGGAUGAAGGACAUCCCAGCUCUCCCUUUGCAUUCAUCACUCCUAAUAGACCUGAUCAGAGCGAGUCCAGCAAGACCAAAGGAGUCUCCAAUCCAGCAAUCGAUGAGUUUUUGGCGAGUGCUUUGAUUGAUAUGGAAGAAAUGCCCACACAACCAGGCUCCACCGCUACAAGCAACCAAAGAAACCCCUCCAAACCUGGGGCGUACGCCAUUGCUCCAACCGGGGGGUCAUCCAGUCAUGAAACACAGGAAGCAGUCAACCCGUCACCCGACACUGUUGUGUCUCUGAACGAUGCCGAGUCAGGUCUAGCGGUUGCCAACCCAGUGUCUUUCCAUGAAAUGUCCCAGGACUUUUUGCCCCCUGCAAAAGAACUGAAAGAACGAGAAACCAACCUGCCAACCACUGAGCACGGGACAAACCUUCCAGUUCUCUUGGGGUGUGUUUUGAUGCUCUUUGCAACGAUUGUGGUAGGUGUUGUCAUGGGGAUCGCCACUCAAGAAAACUCAGGAGUACCCUACCCGCAAGCUGGCAGCGAACCUAAGGAACUGUUUCCACUAUCCGAGUAUCCCUCGGGUGCACCCACAACGCUUGCUGAUGCCUGGGCAGGGCUUCCAGAAAGCACAAUCCUUGCCCUAGAAGACCCAAUGACUCCACAAUCAAGAGCCUAUGAAUGGAUCAUGAAUGAUCCCAACAGAACAUCCUACCCUGACUGGAAAGUACUUCAAAGAUUUGCUCUAGCUGUCUUCUACUACAGCACUGGUGGGGAAGAAUGGAAUCUACAGAAGGACUGGCUCAGCUACACUGUGGAUGAAUGCUCUUGGUAUUGCAGAGGCCUAGCAGGUGGAGUAGAACACUUCUUCUUGCAUGAGGGAAUUGCAGAGUUGGCAUCAGAACAGGAGUUGGUCGACUCUGCCUGCAACGAUGACGAGAAGUACUCGAACUUGGUGUUUACAGAGAACAACAUGUAUGGAACUCUUCCACCUGAGCUUUCAUUGUUGAGUGACUCAUUACUUUAUUUGGAAGUUGGAGCAAAUGAGAACAUCUAUGGCUUGAUUCCCUCUGAGAUUGGCCUCAUGACAAGCCUGAAGAGGUUCUAUACAGACCGAAACCAACACACUGGCCAGAUCCCAACUGAAAUAGGUCAGCUUUGUCAGCUUGAAGAACUCGAUCUGGGAAGCAAUCUCUUCACUGGAUUUAUCCCAAGUGAAAUUGGCAACAUGGAAGCCUUGAGCUUUCUAAGCUUGCGGUAUAACUCUGACAUGACAGGCACACUUCCAACGGAGCUCUACGGAUUGACCAACAUGGUCACCUUCCAAGUUCAAAAAUUGGAGAAGCUUAUUGGUGGGAACAUCCUUCCCGAGAUUGGCCGAAUGACCAAGUUGGAUUACUUCAAUGUCCAUCACAUCACAUUCAAUAGCUCACUUCCCACAGAGAUUGGCUUGCUCUCAAAUAGCCUACGUCGGCUGAAUGUGUGGAACUGCAGCAUCACAGGAACUCUCCCGAGUGAGUUGUUCCAGCUAACCAACAUGUGGAGGAUAGACAUUGAUGACAAUGAAAUCACGGGAACAAUCCCAACAGAAUUUGGGCGAUUCACCAAUUUGACCAUGGCUUGGAUGAAUGGAAACAGCUUCUCCGGGACACUUCCUGCCUCCAUCUUUGACAGCUGGGGACAGCUUUCUUACCUCAAGAUCCACAACAACAAUUUGGAAGGCCCACUGCCAUCAGAGCUUGGUCAGUUGACCAAUCUGAGACUGCUCUGGUUGUCUCAUAAUCAAUUUUUUGGGACCAUCCCAUCACAGCUAGGGCUGCUCAACAAUGUGACAGAGCUGUUCCUCCAUGAUACCAACCUGGUUGGUACCAUCCCUGAAAGCUUGACAGAUAUGGCUGAGUUGGAGAUGCUGACUGUAUCCAAUACAUCACUGACUGGGUCCAUUCCAAAUCCCCUUUGUGACCAAAUCUGGGACAUGACCCAUACUUGCAAUGUCUACUUUGGGGGGAUGUGGACACUUUGCUAUGACGUGGAGAGGGUCAACUUUACCUGCUCGUCCUCCAAUCUUUGUGGCUGUGAUGUCUGUGGAGCUUGCAACAGUUCAACAAUUGGCAGUUAGUGCCAGCAAUUUUGGAUGAUACUACAUCUAUAAUGUAUAAAUGUAU